Messenger RNA from Uloborus diversus, 1080 nucleotides. RefSeq lists its product as uncharacterized. The record is from RefSeq and is a predicted model, not a curated record. The transcript is spliced from 3 exons. NCBI's taxonomy places the organism in Eukaryota, Metazoa, Arthropoda, Arachnida, Araneae, Uloboridae. Bases 11 to 742 code for a protein of 243 amino acids.
UAAGAACAUAAUGAAGUUUUUCAUCGCAUUAUUAUUGUUUGUCAUACCUCUUACCAAUGGAAAGGCAAUUAAAGCUUUUAUAAAUGAUUUUGGUACUAAUCCGGAUUUUGAAAAAAUCUUACGAGAUUCUAUAGAAGAUUUUCGAAAUAUGAUGAUCAAAGGGCUUCCAGAGAUUGGCAUGCCAGUACUUGACCCAUUUCAAGAAAAAGACAUUUACGUUCCUUUUAAUGAUGAUAUGGCUGCAGUGAGUCUUAAACUAUUGGAAGUGGCAGUUGAAGAUGCAUCCAAAUUCACAAUUCAAAACCUUAAGGCUGAUACAGAUCUGUCUUUUCAUACAGAGAUUCUCAUUCCUCAACUAUCCUCUUUCGGCGUGUAUGAUGUAAAAGGGACAAUUGGAAAAAUCUUUCCCUUGUGGGGAAAUGGUAGUUUCAGCAUUAAUAUGACGGAAAUAAACAUUAUUGGUGACGGAAAAUGCAUUUCUAAAAACAAAAGUUUGGAGCUUAACACUUUGAACUUGGAUCUUAGCUGGGACCAACUAAACAUAUACGCAGAGAAUUUGUUAGGAUCAGGUGACUUUUCAAAAGCUGUGAUGAAGAUGUUGUCAAAAGUAGCGAAGAAUAUGUUUGUAAAGAAUAAGGAAGAUAUAUUUUACAGUCUUGAACCGUUUUUAGUUGAAGCAAUAAAUGAAAUUAUUCAGCGUCCUGGUGUCUUUGAAAAUACAGAAUAUCGUCUUCUGAAUUGAAACAAUUAACUAUACUUUCUAAAACCUUCAAUUUAUAAAUUGAUCAUCUUUGCUUGAUGUUAUGGAAUAGUACUGUGUGUAUUUUUUCUAAUAACUAGCCAUGUAAUGAUCUGAAACAUUGUAAUUUUCUUGCUAUGAAAUCUGCAUAAACUAUUUUCCAUUAUUUUCAACUCAUUGCUAAAAAUUCAUAUUUUACACUUAACAGUAAGGUGCGUAUAUGUACACAUGUCUGUCAGUGUGCAUGUCAGUGAGAGUGUGAAUGCCUUGGUAAACUUAUUUGUAUUUCAUUAUGUUAAAUUAUGCAUAGAUUAUUGAAAAAAGCUAAAUAUUGUGUGAGA